CUCCCUCGGAGACCUUAGUUGCCAUCUUCGCCCUCACUGGGCUUAUUCCUUUAUUCCCUAUAUAUUAUUAUUAUUAUUAUUUUUUAAUUUUUAGAUUUAUUUUUUAUAUAUUUUAAUUUUUACUUUCUUCUUCUUCUUCUUCUUUGUCAGAGGCAGAGGACACUCUCUGUUCCUCUCGGAGUCGAUCUCAAACUCCAUAGCCAUCCCUUUCCUCCGACCAGAUGGCACAACAUUCUUCCUCUUCCCAAUCCGAUCCAUCCCUUUCUCGAAACUCUUCUCUCAGUCGUCUCAACGCUCAGGCUCCUGAGUUCGUUCCCACCCGUCCCUCGACUCGUUCCGAUCUACAACCACCGCAGUCCGCCCCUGGCCCUCCUCCUCCUCCUCCUCCGAAGCAAUCGCCUCGUAUUUUGAUCCCUUCUCCUCCUCCUCCGCCGGCCAUGAUGCAUGUUUAUCCUCCGCCCCCGGGAUCUCCUUUCCAUGUUCCCAUUCAGACCCCCGUCCCCGUCCCCACUCAUGUCGUUUCUAUUCAGAAUCAUCAUUAUCAUCCUCAUCAUCGUCACCACCAUCAUUCCCAUCACGUUCCUGUGCUUUAUCACCCUCAUAAUCCUCAGUAUUAUGCCGACAAUGGCGGAUUUCAUGACCCCGACACGGCGGUUGUGCAGCAACCUCAGAAGCCUCUGGUUGAGUCCGAUUAUGCUGCUCCAUCUAGGAGUAAACUCACCGAGGAAGUCUCUCAAAAGCUUUUGAAUCAGGUGGAAUAUUAUUUCAGUGAUUUAAACUUGGCAACUACUGAUCAUUUGAUGAGGUUUAUCAAUAAAGAUCCCGAUGGAUAUGUUCCUAUAUCGGUUGUGGCAUCAUUCAAGAAGAUUAAGGCUCUCAUUAAUAGUCACUCUCAGCUAGCCAAUAUUUUGCGGAACUCUUCUAAGCUUAUGGUUAGUGAAGAUGGAAAGAAAGUCAAACGUAAGCAACCACUUUCUGAGUCAGAUAUGGAGGAGCUGCAAUCUCGCAUAGUAAUUGCGGAGAACUUACCUGAGGAUCAUUGCCACCAAAACCUCAUGAAGAUAUUUUCUGCUGCUGGGAGUGUUAAGAAUAUUCGAACUUGUCAACCUCAAAUCUCAGAUAGUGGAGCUUCUUCAACAUCUAAAUCCGCAAAAGCUGAUGGAAUGCAUUACAGUAACAAGUUGCAUGCAUUCGUGGAGUAUGAAUCAGUGGAGCUGGCGGAGAAGGCUGUGGUAGAACUAAAUGAUGAAGGGAAUUGGAGAAAUGCACUUAGGCUUCGUUUGAUGCUUUCAAGCACGUCAAAAUCUGCUCCAGCUCGUGGGAAGAAGGGACAUAAUGGGGAGAUGAACUGCAAAGAUGAUGAUAUCUCUGAACAACCGCAUAUUGAGAAGCAUGUAGACGAUCUUUCUGAUCAAGUUGAUGUUCAUCCGCAUGAACAACGAGAAGAGCAGGGAAAUGAGAAGGAUGGCGGUGGGCAGAGAAGAGUCCGAAAUAGGGUACGCGGUAAAGGACGUGGUCGAUCACAAUACCACCAUAAUCACAAUAAUAACCAUAACCAUGGGAACCAUGUGGGAACUCCUCCUUCGAGUAGUUCUACCACCAUCGAGCAGGCAGGUACAAUGAAGCAGCAGCCUCCGGGGCCACGAAUGCCAGAUGGAACAAGAGGCUUUGCGAUGGGGCGGGGCAAGCCGGUGACUGUGAAUAUGGCAUGAAAACCAAGUUACUUGAGAAUGAAAAAUAGAUGGAGGGGAGUGUCUCUGUCUGUCUGUAUGAGUAGAAGAAAGAGUAUGGUGUGGAUGGAAGCUGUCUAAUUAAUAGGGCAAAAAGCAAAGGCAAAGGCAAAGCAAAACAAUGGUUCGUUGAUAGCAGGGUUUUUGUAGGGCUAUCAAAAACCAUUGUAAUUACAAAAUGAAUGGGUGCUUUGGUUCAAGAAGAGUAAGAGUUUUAGUUUUUAAUGUAUUUGGAUUAAAAAAAAAAAGGUGUCGUCCCCAUCCCCCGCUUUCUUAUCUCCUCUUUCGUUUAGGGAUUCAUUAAUUAAUGUGAAGAAGCAACGAUUAUUAUUUUAAAGUAAUAUGUGAAAACCAAUGGGGAAGUUGGCAACACUUCGCUAAUACGCAGUUGGUGACUCAACUUGCCUUGUAUAAUGCAAACCUGCUCAUUGAGUUUCUAA
Messenger RNA from Benincasa hispida (wax gourd), 2170 nucleotides. RefSeq names its product RNA-binding protein (gene LARP6B). Gene Ontology annotation, cellular component: ribonucleoprotein complex; nucleus. NCBI's taxonomy places the organism in Eukaryota, Viridiplantae, Streptophyta, Magnoliopsida, Cucurbitales, Cucurbitaceae. Gene Ontology annotation, biological process: RNA processing. Gene Ontology annotation, molecular function: mRNA binding. The record is from RefSeq and is a predicted model, not a curated record.